AUGGCUUCCUCUUCAUUACGGACGCUGCUUCCGCGGUCGACCAGAGGACUCGCCAGCGCCGGCCAGAAGAGUGCACGAUGCGCCGUCGGUCAAGCACAAAAACGACAAUAUAGCACGCCUCUACGAGCGCCAGAUGCUAGCGAUCCCAGGCUCAGCGCCAUCGACGUCUCCCAAUUGUCCAUCACCAAGACCGCCUCACCGAAGCCAAUCACGCCCAAUGAGGAGCUCGUCUUCGGCCGCGCCUUCACAGACCACAUGAUGUCGCUCGAGUGGACAGCGACAGAUGGAUGGCUGCCACCGAGGAUAACACCCUACCAGAAUCUCUCUCUUGACCCGGCGACUUGCGUACUACACUACGCCUUCGAGGCAUUCGAGGGUAUGAAGGCAUACAAAGACAAAGAAGGCAACGUGCGAUUAUUUCGACCCGACAAGAACAUGGCGCGCAUGAACAAGAGCGUCUCCCGGAUAGCUCUGCCGACGUUCGAUGGCGAGGCUGUGAUAGAUCUGAUCAAGAGGUUCGCCAAGAUGGAGGAGAGGUUCAUCCCAUCGAAGCGUGGCUUUAGCUUGUACCUCCGGCCGAACAUGAUUGGGACACAGCGUACACUCGGCGUUGGACCGCCAGGCAGUGCGAUGUUGUAUGUCAUUGCUUCGCCGGUGGGACCAUACUACCCAACAGGCUUCAAGGCUGUCUCGCUCGAAGCUACGGACUAUGCUGUACGUGCCUGGCCAGGCGGCGUUGGUGCUAGCAAGCUUGGCGCCAACUACGCUCCGUGCAUUGUGCCGCAGAUGCAAGCUGCUUCGCGAGGAUUCCACCAGAAUCUAUGGCUCUUCAAGGAGCUGGAUCCAGCUACUGGCAUCGAGGAGGACUAUGUCACUGAGGUCGGAACAAUGAACCUGUUCGCUGCGAUUGUGAACACGGAGGGUCAGAAAGAGCUGAUGACUGCGCCACUUGAUGGAACGAUCCUGGAAGGUGUAGUGCGCGACUCAGUACUCGCACUGGCAAGAGAAAGGUUAGCACCACAAGGCUGGAAGGUCUCGGAGCGAAGGUUCGCGAUGCGCGAACUUGUUGAUGCCGCAAAUGAGGGCCGCAUGAUUGAGGUCUUUGGCUCUGGUACUGCCGCGACCGUGUCGCCUGUACGAGCCAUCUCGUACAAGGGCAAACUCGUGGAUUGCGGCAUCCCAGAAGGCGAGGAGGUAGGUCCAGUGUGCUUGCAGAUGAAGGACUGGAUAGAAGGCAUACAGUACGGAGAGGAGGAGCACCCUUGGAGUGUAAAGUGCUAG
Fulvia fulva is the source of this 1281-nucleotide messenger RNA. RefSeq names its product Branched-chain-amino-acid aminotransferase, cytosolic. The record is from RefSeq and is a predicted model, not a curated record. Gene Ontology annotation, cellular component: mitochondrion. Gene Ontology annotation, biological process: L-leucine biosynthetic process; L-valine biosynthetic process. The coding region runs from base 1 to 1281 and encodes 426 amino acids. The transcript has 2 exons. NCBI's taxonomy places the organism in Eukaryota, Fungi, Ascomycota, Dothideomycetes, Mycosphaerellales, Mycosphaerellaceae. Gene Ontology annotation, molecular function: branched-chain-amino-acid:2-oxoglutarate transaminase activity.